Paramormyrops kingsleyae is the source of this 1770-nucleotide messenger RNA. It is a transcript of the gene dnpep, whose product is annotated as aspartyl aminopeptidase. The record is from RefSeq and is a predicted model, not a curated record. Gene Ontology annotation, biological process: proteolysis. Lineage: Eukaryota; Metazoa; Chordata; Actinopteri; Osteoglossiformes; Mormyridae. Gene Ontology annotation, molecular function: aminopeptidase activity; zinc ion binding.
AGCAGGGGGCGGAGAGCAAGAAAUUUGGUAGCAUAUAGAGCCAGUAUACUCUCUGCCGUUUUCCCCCUUGUUUUAAUCUGUCGGCUAGUUCCGAUUUUCUCUUUCUUUUUACCGGUUCAGUGUAUGGUUCGAUGUGCUUUCACUUUAAUGCACUCGACAAUUAUGAAGACCUCUAAAGAAACAAUACAAAAUGCAGCCAAAGAGUUUCUUCACUUCGUGAAUCGCGGAGUUUCGCCUUUUCAUGUGGUGGAGGAGUGCCGCUCUCGGCUUCUGGGCGCGGGCUUCACGGAGCUGAAGGAGGCUGAUCACUGGGAUAUCAAGCCAGCCAGCAAGUACUUUGUCACCAGAAACUUCUCCACUGUCAUCGCCUUUGCUGUGGGUGGCCUGUACCAGCCUGGCAAUGGGUUCACUAUGAUUGGAGCGCACACUGACAGCCCUUGUCUGAGGGUGAAACCACGCUCCAAGAAGACACGGCAGGGCUGCCUGCAGGUUGGCGUGGAAUGCUAUGGUGGAGGCAUCUGGAAUACGUGGUUUGACCGGGACCUGACCAUCGCUGGUCGUGUCAUGGUCAAGAAUGGGGAGCGCCUGGUCCAUCGGCUGGUGCACGUGCCUCGCCCGCUUCUCAGGAUCCCCCAUCUGGCUAUACACCUUCAAAGGGACAUUAACGACUCCUUCGGCCCUAACAAGGAGAAUCACUUAGUGCCCAUCUUGGCCACUGCCGUGCAGGAGGAGCUGGAGACGGGCUCUGCAUCCCCUGGAGACGCGUGCGGCGCCUCCAGCACGGCGGAGAAGCACCACCCUGCACUGAUCCAGCUCCUGUGUACAGAGCUGGGCGUGCAGCCAGAAUCUCUGCUGGACUUUGAGCUCUGCUUAGCUGAUACCCAGCCAGCGGUCCUGGGUGGCCUAUAUGAGGAGUUUAUCUUUUCUCCCCGUCUGGAUAACCUGCACAGCUGCUACUGUGCCUUACAGGCCUUGAUAGAAUCCUGCCUGGAGGAUUCUUUGGCCAAGGAUCCCAACAUCCGCAUGGUGACCCUCUUUGACAAUGAAGAGGUGGGCUCAGAGAGUGCCCAGGGAGCCAUGUCCAACCUGACGGAGAUGGUCCUGCGACGCCUGGCCUCGACACCCCAGAACCUCACUGCUUUCCAGGAGGCUGUUCCUCGCUCCUUCCUGAUCAGCGCUGACAUGGCCCAUGCCCUCCACCCCAACUACCAAGAAAAACACGAGGAUAAUCACAGACCAGCCUUCCAUAAGGGGCCUGUUAUCAAGUUCAACAGUAAUCAGCGCUAUGCUACGACAGCAGUGACGGCCUCGAUAUUGAGAGAGAUAGCUGCACGGGUUGCCAUCCCCUUACAGGAUGUGCUGGUUAGGAAUGACAGCCCAUGUGGUACCACCAUCGGGCCCAUCCUGGCAGCCCGACUUGGGAUGCCUGUUCUGGACCUGGGGUGUCCCCAACUGGCCAUGCACUCCAUCAGAGAGAUGUGCUGUACAUCCGGGGUGCUACAGACCACCCAACUCUUUAAGGGCUUCUUUGAGCUCUACCCCACAGUCCGGAGCAUGGUGACGGUGGAUUAGUGGAUGCUGAUCCUCCAGUCCAUUUGUUUGACCUUGAUGAGGUAGUCAUGGAAACACCCUACACUCUGGAAUUCUUUGCACUGCCCUCAGCCUCGUAACCCCCUCUCUGCCAGCCUUUCGCUCAUGAUUUAUUGAAGCAGAGUAAAAUUCUUCAUCUUUUAAACUGAUUUUAUAUCGAUUAAAGAGAAUGGAAAUCUU